Messenger RNA from Geodia barretti, 1011 nucleotides. Lineage: Eukaryota; Metazoa; Porifera; Demospongiae; Tetractinellida; Geodiidae. The record is from the annotation of a GenBank genome assembly.
AUGCUGAAGCCAGCGAAUGUUCCCGAUCUUAACAAAACCGACUUGCUGGAAUAUUACCGGCAAAUGAAACUCAUUCGAGAGUUCGAGCGUGAGUCGGAAAGGCAGUACACUCGAGGCAACAUCAAGGGUUUCCUCCACGUCUACAACGGCGAGGAAGCCAUCGCGGUGGGCGCCAUCAAUUCGCUGCGUUCCGAUGACUACGUGGUUACUCAUUACCGAGAUCACGGUCAGGCGCUGGUGCGCGGCAUCUCCAGCAAUGAGGUGAUGGCCGAGUUGAUGGGGAAAGCCACCGGUUGCAGUAAGGGCAAGGGUGGCUCCAUGCACAUGUUCAGCUCCGAACUGAACUUCAUGGGUGGAUACGCCAUCGUCGGCGGGCAGUUGACCAUUGCCGCCGGAAUCGGCAUGGCCAUUCAGUAUCGCGGCGACGAUCAGGUGGUGUUGUGUUUCUUCGGCGACGGCGCCGUCAACGAAGGGGAAUUUCACGAAGCCAUGAACCUGGCCGCCAUUUGGAAACUGCCCGUGGUUUUCUUCUGCGAGCACAAUCUCUACGGCAUGGGCGCGUCGUCCAAAGAAACCCUGGUGAUGUGGGACUCGCUGCACGAGAUGGCCGCCGCAUACGGCAUGGACCGUUAUGAGGUUGAUGGUAACGAUGUGUUGGCCGUAAGCGGCCUGAUGCAAAAAGUGAACGUUGAUGUGAGGGCCGGCGCCGGUCCCGCUUUCAUUGUGGCCAAAACCUACCGCCUGCGCGGUCACUCCGUCGCCGACCCGGCGGACUAUCGCCCCGAUGAAGAGGUCAAAUACUGGGCCUCGCAGGACCCCAUCCCAAGGUUUCGGGAAUGGCUAGCCGAAGAAGGCAUAGCCACCGUCGAGGAUUUCGAAGAAAUCGACGCCAGCGUUGAAGAAGAGGUGGUCAAGGCCGCCGAGUUCGCCGAAUCCUCACCCUGGCCCGAGCCGGGCGCACUGUAUGAAGGUGUUUAUUCUGACCGACCUGCCGAAGGUAUCCCAGCGUAA